Messenger RNA from Cicer arietinum (chickpea), 986 nucleotides. NCBI's taxonomy places the organism in Eukaryota, Viridiplantae, Streptophyta, Magnoliopsida, Fabales, Fabaceae. The record is from RefSeq and is a predicted model, not a curated record.
UUACCUCUUAAGAGUGAUAUAAAUAAUAUAAAUUAGAUUGUAGAAUUGAAAAAAUGAUAUUAAAUAUUGAAUUGAAAACUGAAAAUCAUUUAAUUUGACCGAGUCAUAGAUGUUUUGAAAUAUUGAUAAUUUCGAAGACAAUGUUAUAACGUGGGUGGUUCACACAAUAUUAAAAAAAAUCCAUAGAGUUUCGUUAGGAUUUCACGUUGUCUUUAAAUAUUUCCCUUGGCAUAUGUAAUGCUAUAAUAUCUAAAAUUAAUUAGGUGUUCCUUCUUCUCUUCUCUUUGAUGCAAAUAAAAUAUAUUAACAAAAUCAUGAAAGCACUUACUUCAAUCAUCGCAUUCUCCAUAGUUGUUGUUUUUUCGCAAGCAACACCAACAUUGCUAGCUCGGCUUAAACCUCAAAUGAACCAAUUUUCUGCGCUUGACGUUCUUCAACCACAGAAUGUGAAUGAACAUUGCUUUUACAAAGCUGUGAUAAGGACAGGCUGUCUUUCUCCACCUCAUACAAAAGACAGAAUCACUCUUUCAUUUGGAGACGAUGAACACGAACCGGUAUUUUCUCCGAAAAUGAAUGGUCCUGAUACUGAUUCUACAUCGUUCGACCAGUGCAUGACAACAAUUAUACGGUUUGAAGGAGGUUGUUUGGACAAAAUCUGCAAAUUGAAUAUAUUUAGGAAAGGUUCAGAUGGUUGGAUGGUAGACUAUAUCAUCAUAGAUGACCAUAAGAACUACCCUAGCACCAUAUUUAACUUUGGUGGUCGUUAUAAAAUUCCUGAUGGUGAUGUUGGCUAUGGUCUCAACCUUUGCUAAUAAAGAUAAGCUUACUCUAUUGUAUGGAGGCUAUCUAGUUACACUCUAAAUAACUGUUUUAUGUUUUGACAUAAUAGUUUCUUUAUGAAAAUGAUAUCAAAUUUGGAUGUCAAACUUAUUCCAUCUUUGAAAUAUUUACAUAUGUAUUAAAGAUUAUUUUUUAACUUGACAAAA